This is a messenger RNA of Cordyceps fumosorosea ARSEF 2679, 1758 nucleotides long. Its product is annotated as MFS monocarboxylic acid transporter. Gene Ontology annotation, cellular component: membrane. Gene Ontology annotation, molecular function: transmembrane transporter activity. Gene Ontology annotation, biological process: transmembrane transport. NCBI's taxonomy places the organism in Eukaryota, Fungi, Ascomycota, Sordariomycetes, Hypocreales, Cordycipitaceae. The transcript has a single exon. The record is from RefSeq and is a predicted model, not a curated record. Bases 1 to 1758 code for a protein of 585 amino acids.
AUGGCGCCGUCCGAUGACCGGACCGCGGCUGCCCGCCAACGCAGCGAUGACGACCACGACAACAUUUCCACAUACACCGUUAGCGACGACGGCGUCUCGCUGUCCGACACCUCCGAGCGUCGCCGCGCCAUCCGCCACAAAAAGGUCGUCCGCGCCGUCGCCCUCGUCGUCGCCACCGCCAUGUCGCUGUGCGCGGGCUCCAACGCCGUCUUCUCGCUGUACGCGCCGCAGUUCCAGUCCCGCCUGCGCUACACCCAGUUCCAGGUCAACGGCGUCGCCAUCGGCAGCUCCGUCGCCCUCUACCUGCCCAUCUCCGUCAUGGGCUACGCCUGCGACCGCGCCGGGCCCGCGCCCCUCGCGCUCCUCGCAGCCCUGCUGUUCGCCACGGGCUACGGCAUCGCAGCCGCCAUCUACCGCAAGCUCGACCUCGACUACAACAGCCUCGGCAAGCGGCCCGCCGCGCCCGGCAACGAGUGGUCCUACCCGCUCAUGGUCUUCGCCUUUGUCUGCAUCGGCACCGCCACCUGCGCCAUGUACAUGUCCGCCGUCUCGACCUGCGCCAAGAACUUCGGCAAGGGCAGGUACAGAGGCCUGGCCCUGGCCCUUCCCAUCACCGCGUUCGGACUCAGCGGCAUGUGGAUCAGCCAGUGUGCCAGCCGUCUGUGGUACAUUCUGCGGCCAGACGGCUCCAAGGGCGGCGUUGACGUGUUCCGAUUCUUCGUAUUUCUGGCCGUUCUCCUGUUUUCAGUUGGCGUCUUGGGCUUUUUCACCUUAAAGGUCGUGGAUGAGGAGGAUUUGAUUGAGGAGGCGAUUGAAGAGCUGGAGCGAAGCGGCCUUUUACGCGACCGCUCAUUGCUCCGACGCGCAGAGCGGGGGUACGGGACAAAUACUCCUGGCACGCCUGCUUCGAUCGAGAACACGUCACUGCUUGCCGGUUCAUUUCGGGAAGAUGAUGAUACCAAGUGGAAGAAGAAUUGGGUACAUAACGCCGAAACGAGGAGGUUCCUGGCAGAUAAAACCAUGUGGCCCUUUGCACUGGCGUUCCUGCUAAUGGUCGGCCCAGGCGAGGCCUUCAUUAACAACCUUGGCACCAUCAUUGGAACAUUGUCGCCCCCAGCUGUGGAUGGCUUCAGCAGUGGAACUUCGGCGGCUACCCACGUCUCCAUCUUCGGCCUCACAAGCACGGCGGGACGCAUGUUGAUUGGUACCAUCACAGAUCUAGUCGCGCCAGCACCUCAGACGCAGCAUGUCCAGCAACAUAACCACCGCAUCUCGAGACUGCAGCAAUUCACCACAUCCCGUGUGGCAUUCAUGCUGUUCUUCGCCAUGGCCAUGUCGCUAGGUUUCGCCUUCCUCGCCUCUGGUGCUGCGCAGAAUCAUGCCGACCGCUUCUGGGUCGUUUCCGGUCUUGUCGGCGCCGGCUACGGUGCUGUUUUCAGCCUCGCACCCAUCAUUGUCACCAUCAUCUGGGGUGUUGAAAAUUUCGCCACCAACUUUGGCAUUGUGACGACGCUUCCUGCGCUGGGAUCGACUUUCUGGGGCCUCGUCUACGCGGCCGGGUACCAGACCGGCGCAAGCCAGCCCGGGCUGCCAUCUGGCCCGAAUAGCCCUGUCGAAGAUGAGCUCUUCUGCUAUGGGAAAACUUGUUAUUCGGCCACGUUUUGGGGCGAAGCAUUCACCGUCUGGGUUGCUUGCGCCCUGCUUCUCUGGGCCUGGCUGGGGCCUGGUGGCUGGAAGCAGCGCGGAAUUCUCAUUUAG